Molecule: messenger RNA, 1050 nt
Organism: Penicillium bovifimosum
Lineage: Eukaryota; Fungi; Ascomycota; Eurotiomycetes; Eurotiales; Aspergillaceae
Product: transcription elongation factor DST1
Exons: 1
Coding region: 1-1050 (349 amino acids)
Biological process (GO): regulation of mRNA 3'-end processing; transcription elongation by RNA polymerase I; transcription antitermination
Cellular component (GO): nucleus
Molecular function (GO): RNA polymerase II transcription regulatory region sequence-specific DNA binding; zinc ion binding
Source: RefSeq, a predicted model, not a curated record
AUGGCAAUGGACGUUAAAGAGAUUGAGGCUACCGGCAAGGCCCUGCUCAAGGCUGCCGCCAGAGAUGCGCCCCGAAUUGCAGCCCGAGACGCAGCCAGGGAAGCGGCGAAAGAGGCAGCCAAGAACGCAGGGCUGGAUGCGGCAGGAAUCGCAGCCGCAGUCUCGGAUGCGGACAAGUCUAGCCAGAAGAUGCCAGAAGAUGAAGAGAAGGUAAUCAAGGGCCUCCUGGGGGAUAUCCAGCAAGGCGUGCGAGCUACAGAGGACCUGCUGCGACAGACGCGCAUCGGUAUCAUCGUCAACAAGCUCAAGCCCAGCACGUCUGCAGAGGUUGCCGUGCUCGCCAGCAGGAUUGUCGGCAAGUGGCGCGACGACGUGAAGAAGCAGAAGCACGGUGGUAGUACGGCAGCCAGUCGAGCUCCGAGCGGCUCCCCCAUGCCAGCCAAGAAGGGUACGACAGGACCGCCUACGCCCGUUACGCCCUCAGACAAGGCUUCGAAGCCGUCUGUGCCUCUGGACAAGCGAACCUGGAAGACAGAUGGAGCCGAGAUCAACCACACGGGGAAUAAGAUCCGAGACAGCUUCACGGGGCUGAUAUACGAUGGGUUGUGCUUUGGGUCCUCCGAGCCUUCCAAGCACAUCCUGUCUCGUGCGGUUGCAGUAGAGGCUGCUGCGUAUAGCCACCUCGGACCGGAGACGAAGGAGGACUACCGCGGGAAGAUGCGCAGUCUUUUCCAGAAUCUGAAGACCAAGUCGAAUCCUAAGCUGCGUGUGCGCGUCCUCGAUGGCGAGAUCACUGCUGAGCAGUUCGUGCGCAUGACUCAUGACGAGCUGCGCUCCGUUGAGCAACGUGAGGCUGACGCUAGGAUCCAGAAGGAGAAUAUGGAUAAGGCUAUGGUUGCUCAGCAAGAACGCAGUAUCAGUAAGAGUCUGCAGUGUGGCAAGUGUGGUCAGCGCAAGGUUACAUACACUGAAGCGCAGACUCGUGCUGCUGAUGAACCGAUGACCCUGUUUUGCACAUGCAUGAACUGCGGGAAAUCCUGGCGUCAGUAA